AUAGCGUACGAUUGUAGAUAUUUCAGUGACCAUAAUAAUUCCAAACGAAAGGGCGAAUCGUGACAGAAAAAAGUCGGGCGUGUGUUGAUCUGAAAGACGAUAAUGAAUUCAAAAAUACUAUUCGGAUUUAUGGCUGUGCAUGUCAAUGUCAUUUCAAUGUUGUCAAAACCCUUAUUCCAUGUUAACGUGCCAUGUGCAACAACUGUGGAAGUUAACUGCACUGAUAUUGAUAAUGCUUACGGAAUCUGGAGAUUUUUCAAAGAAAGCCUAGAGAAGUAUGGGCAAAACAUGCUCAAAGUAGUUUUUAAUGAAACGGCAUGCAGUCAAGUUUACCUUUCAACGAUUAACACAGCGCAAUGUAAGUGCUUACAUCGAACAGGUGUCACGUGCACCAUUACUGAUGACAAUAUGGUUAAUAUUGGCGACCAAUGGUACUGUACAAAAUCAACAUUGUCAACAGGGUCUACUGAUUUUAGUAAUGAUGUGACUUUGACUAUACCAGAUCGCCUUGAGUGUACAACGACAACACUAACAACACAAAUCGCAAAAGUGGAGAGUACCAUGAUUACUAAUAUCGACAACGAAACUGGCACAGUUACCGCGACGGCAGAAAUGCCAUCAAAUGCGAAAAAGUUAGGUCCAGAAAAGAGCACCAAAACUGAAAGCGUUAUCGUCAACACAACAAACAGCGCAAACUCUACCGAGGAAAACAAAAGUGAAGAAUCUAUUGCGAAACAAAACAUUUCAGUUACCCAGUUGGCUGUUAUUAUUUGCGGGCCAUUUGUUUUAUUUGUCAUCGGACUUGUUGUGCUCGUUUUCCGAAAGAAACUGUGUUCGUGCUCGAGAGGAAAGCAUAAUCUUACAAUGCUGAACAAGGAAAAUAAUUCAGUCGAGGGAAACAUAAAUGUGACUAUUGUUUCAAACAAUGCCACGUCUUCUAAUCCAACUUCCUCCUGGAUGGAACCUGUGUCCACGCAUAGUGAGGCUGGUCUAAAUACAAAACGGCAAUGUGCACAACAUGGAGAUGAACAACAAGACUUGGGCAUUGAAGACUGUAUUGAUGAUGACCCCUCGUACAGUCGUGUGCUAGAUGUCGCGACACAUCGCGACGGUAUAGCAGUCAAUAAUGCAGUUGCUGAAAAUGAUAAUGCAACAGUUCAACACAAUGCUAUUGAUGCAAAUAUUUUACAAAUGCCUCUACAAGAGAACACAUAUGUUCAUUACCAUGAAAUUUCAGAAGUUUCUACAGUAGAUAUUAAUUUAGCAGUUGAUUACCAGAACAUUGAAAUAGACAUCGCAGACAUACAUGAACGUGAUGGUAAUCUGUCAACCUCCACGAUGAAACUGGGAUCUAUUAUUCAACUGCUUCAUAUGACAGAGAACGAUCCAUCAACAUCUUGGGUUGGAAAACCUUUACAAAAAGAUCCACUGCCGAUUGUAUUUAUGGCAUUAGCAGAGAUGACUAUUUCUGACGUUGAUGUUACUGGGUCCAAUAUUCUCAGGGCUGAUGUGGAGGGUGCUUGUUACGAAAAUUUAGACCCCGAAAGUCGUGAUGAUAAAUCCCAAUACACCUCACUUGUUUAGAAAAUAUGUGAUUGAAACUGUUGCUGAGAGGAUGAAGAUAGUGUUCGACAAUUAACCUGCCUUAUGUUGCAAGGAUUCGUGAAAUGAGCUUUUGUCAUGUUUGAAAGUGUUUGAAUUGUUUAUAAUUAUUUUGCAUAACUAUAAUUUUUGGCAUUUUAAGCUAAUUUUUAGUACAUUAGUUGAAUCAUUAGAAGUAUACAUCUACUAAUCGUUUACAUAUGUACCUCGAUGAACCAAUAUUAGUUAUUGAAAUAACAGUGUAACUGUCGUAAUAUAUUUAAGAAGAUCAGUGAACUAUUUCUGAACACCCAAUUGAACUAUGA
Dreissena polymorpha is the source of this 1907-nucleotide messenger RNA. RefSeq lists its product as uncharacterized. The transcript has 12 exons. The coding region runs from base 103 to 1584 and encodes 493 amino acids. NCBI's taxonomy places the organism in Eukaryota, Metazoa, Mollusca, Bivalvia, Myida, Dreissenidae. The record is from RefSeq and is a predicted model, not a curated record.